Didymosphaeria variabile is the source of this 525-nucleotide messenger RNA. RefSeq lists its product as uncharacterized. Bases 1 to 525 code for a protein of 174 amino acids. The transcript has 2 exons. The record is from RefSeq and is a predicted model, not a curated record. Gene Ontology annotation, molecular function: structural constituent of cell wall. Gene Ontology annotation, cellular component: cell wall. NCBI's taxonomy places the organism in Eukaryota, Fungi, Ascomycota, Dothideomycetes, Pleosporales, Didymosphaeriaceae.
AUGCGUUUCUCUACCUCCGCUGUCUUCGUCGCCGUCGCCAUUGGCGCCCAGGCCCUUCCCCAGGAGUCUGUCCAGCCCAUCACCCAGAUCUCCGACGGUCAGAUCCAGGCUCCUCCCGCUACCAGCGCGCCUGCUGCUUCUGCCCCCGCCGGCUCUUACGAGGUCCCUUCGGCCCCGGCUGCCACUGAGGUUCUGCCCUCCGUGACCCCGGUCCCGCUCCCCUCUGUUGUGCCCUCCAGCGCCGCUGUCGUGCCCUCGUCCGGCUACAACACCCCCGUGGCUCCCUCCGUGCCCGCUGGCACCGGAGCUAGCUCUGCCCCGUACCCCAUCAGCUCCGGCGGCGCUGUCUACACCAACGGCACUGUCGCACCCACUGGCGGAAGCACCGCCUCCUCCAGCUCCUCUGCCGCUGGCGAGACCUCCACUGGCUCUCCUCAGCCCACCUCCGGCCCCGGCAGCGGUGCCGCCACCACCUUUGUCUCCAUGGGUGCUCUCUUCGCGGGUCUCUUCGCCUUCCUCGCAUAA